GGUCGAUUCCUGUUUCUUUUACGUUCUCUUAUGACCCUGGUUUUGCUUUAUCAGAAGGGUUCUAAGUUAAGCUCACUCUCUUAGCCCUCGUGGAGGUCUCAUCUCCUCGGAGCGGCUCGUCCAGUCCUUGCUUCGUGCAAAUACCAAUCCAGCCGGUACGUAUGUAUGUUGCAAACUGCAGCAUAUUAUACGAAUGAUCACUCCUUACCACACCAAACAUCACCACUGGACCUUCCGAAGAGUUUGUUGCCCGGUUCAACCAUCACACCAUGCGAUCGGCACUUUUCAUUCGUAUUUUCACAUGUUCGGCCUUCAUCGCCUCUGCGGUAGCUGAAAGCUGUUGCUGGGGCGUCAUGUGGGCUGAUAGCUGGCUUGAUCUCAAAUGGGACGAACCCGCGGGAGUCGUGAGAUGCGGACUCAGCGGCACAUUUCCACCAGGCACAAACUGCACCGUCGAAAACUCGAAAGAUGCAAACGGCAACAUCCAAGCCGUCACAAACCUCACUUUCGGCAGUAACACCCAGCCAUUCCAGUUCCGCAUCGGCAUCGACCCCUCGAGCUGCGAUCCUUUACCCAAUGACAAAGUUGUGACUGGCUGGGAGGGAUGGGGAGCGUACCUGUUCAAAGACUUCCUGAUCAUGUCCCAGAAAAUGGAGUUCUGCAAUCGGGAUAUUCCUGCUUAGCCUCAGAAGGCGGGCGCCUACUGGUAGGGGCUUCUUCGUAUGUUAUUCAAGCUGUGUCCUAACAAUGUGCAGGGUAAUAUGUCGUCUCCAAUCU
This is a messenger RNA of Colletotrichum navitas, 777 nucleotides long. RefSeq lists its product as uncharacterized. The record is from RefSeq and is a predicted model, not a curated record. Bases 270 to 683 code for a protein of 137 amino acids. The transcript has a single exon. NCBI's taxonomy places the organism in Eukaryota, Fungi, Ascomycota, Sordariomycetes, Glomerellales, Glomerellaceae.